This is a messenger RNA of Ylistrum balloti, 1982 nucleotides long. RefSeq lists its product as uncharacterized. Lineage: Eukaryota; Metazoa; Mollusca; Bivalvia; Pectinida; Pectinidae. The record is from RefSeq and is a predicted model, not a curated record. Gene Ontology annotation, cellular component: nucleus. The transcript is spliced from 10 exons. Gene Ontology annotation, molecular function: 3'-5' exonuclease activity; nucleic acid binding. Bases 4 to 1905 code for a protein of 633 amino acids. Gene Ontology annotation, biological process: rRNA processing.
AGCAUGGCCUUUGGAUUUCACAUUUUGCGGAACUCUCGAAUCGUAAGCCAGGUGUUGACGUUACAAAAGGGCAGGGCGUACCGACAGAUUAAGGGUGUGAUUCAGUCCUAUCAAGGACAACUUUCUCAACAGAUAGAAUACUUUAGACCAAUAAUGGAAGAACCAUCUAUUGUGUUAGCUGCAGAAAGUGAUGUUGAUGAAGUAGAUCUACAAAAAGUCAUGAGUAAAAUACGACGCAAAAUGAAACGUAGUCUCCAACAAGACUGUGAAGGGUUGACAGAGGAUAAGCAAACAUGUGAUCAAAUUGAUACAAACAUUUCAAUACCGAGUGUGUUAACAGAUUCUACGUUACACUGUGAUAAAGGAAACAAUACAGGGUCCAGUAUUCAUGAAAGUCCUCUGAAUCACUCGUCUACUAAUGCAUCAAAUGUUGGUGAAACAUCUCACACAAGCACUGGUGAAGGUAGUGGAAAGGAAAAAAAGAAGCGAAAAUUGUCAUCUAGACUCCAAAGGAUUCUUAAUCAUCACUUGGAUAAGAAAGUGAAAAAAAGUUGUGGUGAUAUAACACAUAGUCAAGUGAAAUCAAGUACAGAUUCUUCUGUUUCAGAUAUAUGUAGUCAAAAUAGCAAUGAAAAUGAAGUGAUUGAUAAAAAGAUCAAACAGUCAAUACCACCUGUAAACCAGUACUUAGCUUUGGACUGUGAAUUCGUUGGAGUUGGAAUUAAAGGAUCCAUCAGUAGAUUAGGUCGCUGUAGUAUUGUGGAUUAUUAUGGCAAUAUUGUUUACGACAUGUACAGCUCUUGUGAGGAAUUGAUCACCGAUUAUCGUACCAAGUACAGUGGCAUCAGACAAGGUCACAUGGUCAAUGCUUUACCUUUUGAAGUUGUACAGAAAACUGUGAAAGAUUUAUUGAAGGAUAAAAUUUUAGUUGGUCAUGAUGUUGGUAAUGAUUUGCGUGUGAUGAAAAUAGAACACCCAGCAGAGAUGAUUAGAGACACUUUACAUAAUCCUGUUAUGAAACGAAAAGUGAAGGAAUUGGGAUGUGAAAGGAACAAUUUAAGGGAGCUAUCCUGGCGUUUACUUGGAAGGAGAAUACAGUCACACACUCAUUGCUCAGUGGAGGAUGCUACAGCCACUAUGGAUAUAUUUAAAUUAGCUAGAGAGGAAUGGGAGGAGUCAUUGAGUGAGCCCAACCCCAAGUCAAAAAAAUAUAUGAUGCAGACACAGCACACACAGCAUUCACAGCUUGCUUGUAGUAUGGAGGAUAACGGGCUCUCAGAAUACCUGAAGGACAAGUUUUGGCCCAAGGACCAUGUGACAGAAAACAUGUACACUGACAGUGAUUCAUCAGAUGAAAGUGUCCAAACUGAAGCAUCACAGGAUCCUGUCGCUCUCUUAAACGAGAUUUGCCAGAAGUUACAAUGGAGUGACCCACUGUACAGCAGCAAAUUGCAACCAAAGUUUAUUUGUAAGCUGGUUGUAAAUGGAGAAGAAUUUGAGUCCAAAGCUUGUUCUACUGAAUGGGAAGCCAGAUCAUCUGCAGCAGAAGCAUUUUUUGCACAUCAUCGGAUAUCAAAGAGUGAUACCAACACAGAUGUUUUCGUAUCUUUUACUGGCACCACACCGAAGAUGGAAUACAAGACAAGUCAAAGCAACCAGUCAAGACGGCUAGAAUCAAAGAGAGCUAUUCUCCAUGAAUUCUGUGUUAGACAAGGCUGGGAAAUACCAGAAUACUACCUUGUUAGUGUGACUGAAGUGAAUUUAAAUAAAAAGUUUGUGUACAAGGUUAUUGUAAAUGGUUACGAAUUCCAGGGAAAAGAAAAAGUCUCCAAUAGACAAGCCAGGGAAAAUGCAGCAAAGUUGUGUCUAUCAGUACUGAAACGUACUGGUUACAUCAUUCAAUAACACAGCAGAUAAUUUGAUAUUGAAGGUGACUUUUUCUGCAGCCAAAGUAUUGAAAAAAUGUUGAUAGCAAUCGUUGU